This is a messenger RNA of Drosophila sulfurigaster albostrigata, 406 nucleotides long. RefSeq names its product alanine and glycine-rich protein. The coding region runs from base 27 to 362 and encodes 111 amino acids. The transcript has a single exon. Lineage: Eukaryota; Metazoa; Arthropoda; Insecta; Diptera; Drosophilidae. The record is from RefSeq and is a predicted model, not a curated record.
UUCAUUGAGUAUCAAUAACAUUAGCGAUGAAGUUCUUUGUGGUGUUCACUUUCCUGUUGCUCGCCUUAGCUGCCGUUCAGGCUGCUCCUCGUCCUGGCCGUGGCGGUGGCGGUGGUGGUGGAGCUACUGCAAACGCCUCGGCAUCGGCGAAUGCAAGUGCUGGCGGAUAUGGUGGAAACGCUAAUGCUCAGGCCAAUGCAAACGCUGUGGCUAACGCAUCCGGUGGUGGUGGACGUGGUGGACGUGGUGGUGGUCGUGGUGGUUUUUUACAGGAUUGUGCGACAAGUUCCAAAGUCUGCAUAUCCUCCAUACUAAUCCUACUGAUGUUGCCCAGCAUCAAAGUGUUCGGAAGCCUCAACUAAAAAACAAAUUGCCCUUGUUCAAACUGUUAAAUAAAUACUUUUUU